Molecule: messenger RNA, 669 nt
Organism: Aspergillus udagawae
Lineage: Eukaryota; Fungi; Ascomycota; Eurotiomycetes; Eurotiales; Aspergillaceae
Exons: 2
Coding region: 1-669 (222 amino acids)
Molecular function (GO): acyltransferase activity, transferring groups other than amino-acyl groups
Source: RefSeq, a predicted model, not a curated record
AUGACCAACAUUCGUUACGCCACGGAAGCCGACGCGCCCGCAAUCGCAGAGCUGAACGUCGUCUGUUUCCAACAUGCCCCCAUGUACCGCAACAUGUUCCCGAAUAUGGACCCGCUAGCCGCCCUGCCCAUGAAACUCUCCCGCACCUACGACAAACUCUCAAACCCCAAGAUGCAUUUACUAGUAGCCACGGACCCAGCCUCGAAUCAGAUCCUGGGAUGCGCACGGUGGGUUAUCCCCGACAUCAAAGGGCGGAGCGAGAAUGAGAUGGUGGCUCUCUCGGACGAAGCAAGGGCCACGGCGGCGCAGAUGGCGCAGCUGCGGCCCGCAGGGAUGAAUGUAGCGGUCUACGACGCAGUCCUGACAGCGCUGGAGGGGACGAGGCAGAAAUACGUCCAGGAGGAUGAUAUCGUUCUGGAACUUUUGGUGACGCAUCCCCAGCAUCAAGGGAAAGGGGUGGGAAAGGCCCUGCUUGACUGGGGAAUGCGGAUGGCGGACGAGAGGCAUGUCCGGAUUUAUCUGGAGGCCACGCCGGAGGGGUAUCCGCUGUAUCGCAAGUCUGGAUGGCGGGAUGUGGAGGACCUUGUGAUGGAUUACUCGUUGUACGGGGGAGAGGGAGAUGCCACAUAUGUGGUUAUGAUUCGGGAGCCGGCCAAUUACCCAAACUGA